Molecule: messenger RNA, 2697 nt
Organism: Siniperca chuatsi (mandarin fish)
Lineage: Eukaryota; Metazoa; Chordata; Actinopteri; Centrarchiformes; Sinipercidae
Gene: tmed1b
Product: transmembrane p24 trafficking protein 1b
Exons: 5
Coding region: 67-825 (252 amino acids)
Biological process (GO): Golgi organization; intracellular protein transport; endoplasmic reticulum to Golgi vesicle-mediated transport
Cellular component (GO): endoplasmic reticulum; endoplasmic reticulum-Golgi intermediate compartment; COPII-coated ER to Golgi transport vesicle
Source: RefSeq, a predicted model, not a curated record
AGCAUUGCCCUCGUUCGUGGGCCUCCAUCCAAUCACAACAUCGCAAAGUUCUGCUGCGGAAGAGGGAUGCAAAGGAGAUGGCUGGACUUAGAUAGCCCUGUGUUUGGGAAUAUCUUCACCAUGGACCUUCUCCUGAGGAACGACGGGAGCAGAGGACGACUGCUUGUCCUUGCACUAGUGUUUGCGUGGUGUUUAGGGUCUGUGAGCUGUUUCGGACAGAGCCUAGACAGCGAGUUCACGUUUAUGCUGCCAGCCGGAAGAUCCGAGUGUUUCUUUCAAACAGCAGUAAAGAAUGGUACGAUGGAGGUUGAAUAUCAGGUGAUAGCAGGGGCCGGUAUGGAUGUAGACUUCACCAUCCUCUCUCCAGAAGGCAUCCAGCUCAUUAUCGAGUCUCGGCGCUCUGACGGAGUCCACGUGGUGGAGCCUACGCAGGAGGGAGACUAUCAAAUCUGCUUUGACAACAGCUUCAGCCACUUCUCAGAAAAGAUGGUGUUCUUUGAGAUCAUCAUCGAAGGUCAAGGAGGAGAUGUGGGUGGAGAUGAAGAGUGGGCGGGAUUAGAGGAGCCCGAUGGAAGCCUUCUGGAGUACAAGCUGGAGGACAUCCGGGAGUCCAUGGACUCUCUGCACAGGCGCUUGGAGCGCAGCCGGCAGAUGCAGACGGUGUUGCGGGCUUUUGAGGCACGGGACCGAAACCUCCUGGACGACAACCUGUGGAGGGUCUCGUUCUGGUCAUGUGCCAGUGUGCUGGUGAUGCUGUGUGUGGCCCUUACCCAGGUCUACACUGUCCGUAAACUGUUUGACGAUAAGCGGAGGGUCUGCACAUAGAGGGAUUAUUUUGCAGUGAUAAAAGACAGCCUGGGAAGGAGAACAAGCCGACACAAGAUGUUCAGAUGGUUACCCAUUCAGAUUAUGCCCCAUUAUUUUUAAUUUUGUCAACAUGAACACCAGCAUUCACCAUCAGUUUUAGUUGUUGUUUUUAGAUCAGUUUGUGAGCAAUAAUUAAAUAUAAUUAGAUCAUGAAGGGUAACCAGAUGAGGAAGAGAUUGAGGAACUUGAAAUUAUUUAAUUUCGUGUAGUGCCUUUAAUGUCAAAUCUUACCAUAAACCAAUGAGGAAGUCUGUUUUGAAAGGCACUCCCCACACAGACAGAACAAUAAAUGUAGUAUAACUGCCGUCCUACGUUUCUGAAACAGGUGAGAGGCUUUUGGAAUUUUUCGUUAAAGGUGAAAUUAUCCUUACCGAAGGUUAAAGGUCGGUUAUAUGACGCAACUCAAAAACUGAUCCACAGAACUACUAGUUUGCUGGUUUACAAGGGAUAACAAUGUGCAAUAGUGUUGUUGGCGUAUUUGUUCUUCCUGAAAGUUUAAGAUCUUUCUGUAAUAUUAGUGAUUUGUCCAUCUGACCUGGUUUUUCCUUGGUUACAAUCUUGUUGAUGGUUAGCUUUUCUGAGAUGUUACUGAUUUCUUUUCAUGUGCCCGUUGAAGUCCAUGCUGACGUGUUGACAAAUAAGAAUGUAGAAUAAGUAGGAGGGAUGAUUUCCAGUGUGAUUGCCAAUAAUGUACAUGUGUCAGUACUCUUGACAAAUAUGUAGUGUGUCAGUUCAAAUAUGUAUCAGGAAACUUCAGUGUGAACAUACUGAUUGAUUGUAUGUUUGUAUGUUUCUGGCUUUUGUUCUUGUUUCUUGUCUUUUAGAUGAUCAUACUUGCUUUUCUUCAGAUGUAUGUUUGCGUCAACAGAAUGUGACAUUUAUUUUUGUUUUUUUUUUUUUACUAAGAACAGACUUUCAUUACAUAUUCUAUAGAAUAAUUAUAAAUCAGGUUUUCAUGGGGGUCAUUGAUUAUUAAUAAAUGCAUUUUUUACACAGAAAAUACUUGGUUUGAUGUGAUAUUAUCUGACAUUAAGUUGAAGCUGACAUAAAGGUUAAAUACUAAGUAAUAUUUGAUCAGAUACUUAAUGAAUCAACAUGGAUUAAGUGCACUUAUUUGUAAGUAGUAGUAUCUGAAAAACAUUGAAUUUUCUGAAAUGACCAAAUUGCUUAGUUUCUAAAUUGAAGCAUUUGUGCUUUAUCAUGUUUGUAAAGUGCCAAAUGUGUUUGCCAGAGAAGAGCUUCUGAGUUAAAUUUAAAUGUAUAGUUCAUGGUAUGCACAAACAGUUUGUUAUGCGCAUUAUACAGUAUCUAUAUAAGAAAAAAUAUAUAGCAGGAUUGUAAAUUUCUUUAUUCUUCAGUCUUGAAGGAGGACAUUACAGUUUACUGUACUGUAUGUGUGGACUAUGCUUUUUGCCAAGUUUGUUUCAAUAUAUAGUUUGUUGGUGUUUUAAUUUGGCACAAUUACUAGUUGACCAUCCAUCCUCAGGUUUGGCAGACAUUUCAAGGGAGGAAUUAUGGGAAAAAUUAUUUCAGUAGUACUUACAAAGAGAAAAACAUAAUUGAUCUACAGUAUAUAUUAAAUACUGUGUAAGCUUAAUGGCAUACUUGUAUGUACAGACGUUAUCAGUAUUUUUGUAUUAUUUCAUGUAUUUGCAGUAAGAUCAUUUUUACAUUGUGGACUGGGGCAAGACAAACACACACUGCCACAGGGUGUCAGCUUUGGUCCAGCCACAACCAUAUAACAUAAUUUACACCAAUUAUUUCUGCAUCUUUCCCUUCCUUAAAUGUCUAAUAAAAAAUAAAGCAUCAAGAGUUUCAAAAUUGCAGACA